This is a messenger RNA of Xiphophorus couchianus (Monterrey platyfish), 2969 nucleotides long. RefSeq names its product oocyte zinc finger protein XlCOF6.1-like. The coding region runs from base 720 to 1976 and encodes 418 amino acids. The transcript has 2 exons. The record is from RefSeq and is a predicted model, not a curated record. Lineage: Eukaryota; Metazoa; Chordata; Actinopteri; Cyprinodontiformes; Poeciliidae. Gene Ontology annotation, biological process: regulation of transcription by RNA polymerase II. Gene Ontology annotation, molecular function: RNA polymerase II cis-regulatory region sequence-specific DNA binding; DNA-binding transcription factor activity.
GAAAUAUCCCCAGGCACAGUGUGGGUGGAUUUAUUUGUUUGGCAAACUUUCCAUUAAAAUAAAAACUUAAGCCUGAAAAGAAACACAUUUUUUAUUCAGAAAAUUAUAUUUUGUAAGUGAUAUUGGAAGCUGUUUUUUUUUUCUAGUCUCAGUGAGUCUCCAUGAACUGAACCGUAGAUGUUCUGUCCUUAGCUGACAGGAGCAAUACUGUGUUUAAUUUUUCCUGUUUAAAUAUACAUCCAUUAUUGUUUACUUUUUAACAUUUUUUGUUUUAUUGUGAAAUGUAAAUUGGUUGAAGAGGAAGUGUCUUUUCGAAUCAGAGCUUUACUUGUCAUUCAUUGGUCAAUGAGAAGGAAGUAACCGGAAAUGGAAAUGUUCGCUUGACUGACUAGUUUCCGAAACAAGAAACGUUUCAAAGUUCGUUCUGUUUUUGUAGCAGAUUUGUGAGAGCCUGUGUGAGGAUUUCGCUUUUAGAUUUGAACCGCUGUGAUUAUUUCCAGACGAAAUUAGCAGUCCAGACUGUAAUUAGUCUUCAUCAGCAAAGCGAAAUAACUAUUAGCCGCUGUGUAGCUAAAGCAGCUAACAGCAGUGAGGUAAUUAGUGUUUGUGGCUUUUAAACCUUCUGCAUUUCAUAAUGUGGUGCUACAAGAAAACCUUGACUUACUGUGAAGGUUGAAGACAACUACUGCGAAGACCUUCAUCGUCUUCAACCUGAGACGAUGAAGGUUGAAGCAGAUGAACCUGGAGGGUUCAGCUUGGAUCCUCCUAUACCUGCAGCAUCCGCAUCAGAACAAGUGGAAAAACAAGACAGCAAAGAUCUCAAGAUAACAGUCCAAAUGUUGAUUAAAGCAGAGGUUCCCCAUGGUGGCAGUUCCAGUUUUGACCAGCAGGAUCCUGAACCCCACAUAAAGGAGGAAGAGGAAGAACAAUUGAUCAGUCAGGAGGAAAUGCAUCUUUCUGUGAAGAGGGAAGAUGAAGAGAAAACUGAGUUAUCAGAGUUUCAUCAGAUCAAAACUGAAGACGCCCUAGAAACAGAAGAUCCAACCAGCAGCUUAGCUGAACAGGUUGAAUCAGAACCUGAUGAAGAGGAGUUUGGAGGAUCACAACCAGACAGAAUCCAAGAUCCAGGGGGUGUUUCACAACAAAGUAAGAUGACGGUUCAGAAAAAAGGCAUAAGAUCUAAACUGUGUUCCAAACGUAGGAGACAAAUUGGAGUUGAAGCUGAAGAUAAACCCUUUAGUUGCAUUGUUUGCGGCAAAAGAUUCAAACGUAAGACUCACAUUAAAUUACACAUGAUGAUUCACUCUGGAAAGAUAGAGUACAGCUGUGAUCUUUGUAAUAAAGGGUUUAAAGAAAAGACUUCGCUUCUUACACACAUGAGACUCCACACUGGAGAGAGGCCAUUUGCUUGUGAUGAUUGUGGUAGAAGGUUCCAUGCAAAGAGAAUCCUUAAAACUCACCUGAAGGUCCAUUCAGAAGAAAAACCCUUUUCUUGUGAUGUUUGCAGUUCAAGAUUUAAAAUGAAAGAAACUCUUAAAAAGCACAUGCGGAUCCACCUCAAGGAGAAACCAUUUGUUUGUAGUGUUUGCAGUAAAGGAUUUUCACAACAAGAGAAUCUAAAGAGUCACAUGCGUGUUCACACCGGUGAGAAACCGUACAUUUGUAACGUUUGCAGUCAAGGAUUUUCUCUACAUCAGACUCUAAAGAGACACAUGUGUGGUCACACGGGAGAAAAACCAUUUGCUUGCAGUGUUUGCAAUAAAGAAUUUUCACGACAAAAUUGUCUGAAGAUUCACAUGCAUGUCCAUACAGAAGAGAAGCUGUUUAGUUGUAAUAUCUGCAGCAGAGGAUUUUCACGACAAGCCUAUCUGAGAAAACACAUGAAUGUUCACAUGGCAAGAUUUAGCUGUAACUACUGUAGUAAACAUUUUGUGAAGAAAAUAGAUUUUCUGCAACAUGUGAAGCUCCACGCAUAGAAGAGCCCAUUUGGCUGUGAUGUCUGUAACACCAGAUUUGAUCAAAAAUGUCAUCUAGAAAAUGACGAGAGAAACUGAUGGUAAAACAUGAAGCAUGUUAAUAAUACGGAGAGCCAAAGAAAAUCAUAGAUGUUCUUGAGGUCAACAACUAGCAAUGGUUAUGACAGUUGAUUAAUCUGUCAGUAUGUUUCUAGUAAAUCAAUGAUUUUGUUAACCAAUCUCUGCUUUCUGUGGGUAUGCCAUCUGUUUUCAGCACUGAUACAUAUUUCACUCCUAGCUUGCAGGUCAGCAAAGUUGUGAAUUUCAUCUUGGUGCUUUUUAAGAAAAAUAAUACCCAGAAAGUUCAAUCAAUAAAUCAGCAAAAGAAGAGCUCUGUCAAAAUAAUUUUAUGUUUCAAGUUGAUCUGUACAGGCAAUUUAAAGGAGUAACAACUGCGAGUAAGAUGCCUUCUGAUCCGAGUUAUCUUAUGUUCCCUGUUUUCAAAUUUUCUCGCACAUUAAAUUAUGGAAAAGUUAUAUUGAUGAUUGUUUUAUUAUGGUCCUGUUGAAAAUGUUCUGUCGUCAUACCAGUGUUCAAAUCACUGUCAUAGACAUAAAUAAUGACCAAAUCUGUAAAAUAUCAACUUUUUAGAAACUCUGUUAACAUAAAGAGGAAAAAUUCUGAUUAAUGAAACUUUAAAAAUUAAAAAUAUUCCACCUGAGGUAACAAUAUUGAGGAAAUAUUGGCAUGGGAUUUUUGAGAACUAUCCUUAAGUGGUGUGAAAAAAAUGUAUGAAUCCACCACAAAUGUUAAUCCCAUCUGACCUUUUUCCUGUAAAAAUUUCCACAUAUUUAAAUCUUCUACACAGUCUCACAGAUAUUUAAUAUCCUAGGGGAAGGAUAUUUACCUACCAAUUUCCCUUACAAAGAUACUGCCGAUGGACAUCUAAUCACCAGGAAGUUAAUAAGAAGUUAAUUUUUAGUUCAAAACAUGUUACAAAUCUCAAAAAUAUGA